Tigriopus californicus is the source of this 1564-nucleotide messenger RNA. RefSeq names its product probable endochitinase. Gene Ontology annotation, cellular component: extracellular region. The transcript is spliced from 3 exons. Gene Ontology annotation, molecular function: chitin binding. The record is from RefSeq and is a predicted model, not a curated record. Bases 368 to 1105 code for a protein of 245 amino acids. NCBI's taxonomy places the organism in Eukaryota, Metazoa, Arthropoda, Copepoda, Harpacticoida, Harpacticidae.
AGGUAUUGGUAAAGUGUCACUAAAAGUCUUGUAAAUGCCCAACGAGUAAAAUUACAUGCCAAAUAUCUCCAAGCUAGGAACUUGCAUACCUACUGUACGUACGUGCUGUAUAUCUGGAAGUUCAAUUUACCAACCAACUAGGGAGUUCGUUUAUAUGUGCCUGUGUCGUAAGCAAGUUUUUACCUUUCGGGAUGUACAUCGGAGAGCCCCGCUCUCGGACGCCUCUCCAUCAUCACGUUCAGUUGCUUUCGAGAGCUCAGAGUGGUUGCACGUGGCUCUUUCUUUGGCGUGAGUGACUGACGGAAGAACGACGAGGAGUCGCCGUGGUUUUUGUCAUUGCUAUUCCCGUGUGUGAACUCCUGAAUUCAUGAUUCCUCUGAUUUCCGCUGUCAGCUCGUCAAAUCCCACACCAACCAUGAAUCACGUUAUUUUGGUAGUUUUCCCAUCACUUCUCUGUCUAUUCUCACAUCUCGUGGCCGGUCAACAACCCCAAUGCACCCAAGCCGGAUUCUUUCGAGACCCCGAGGAUUGCACACGAUUCUAUCGGUGUGUGGAUCUCUGGGGCGUCGGAAACUACCAAGUCUACACGUUUUCAUGUCCGGCUGGAACAGUUUUCGAUGAAUCCGUGAGUGUCUGCAAUUGGCCGUAUCUUGCCGCACCUUGUGAUCAAGCCCCCACGGGCAGCGUUCCGGAUCCCGCACCAGUCGCUCCAAUCGCUCCGAUGCCCCCUGUAGCUCCAAUCGUUCCAACCCGGCCAGAUACGGUGGUGGUUGAACCCUCAUUUAAUUAUCAAUGUACAGCUCCGGGAUUUUUCCCACAUGCCAGCGACUGUCAACGAUUUUGGCUUUGCAAACAGGACAUGACGGUUUUGGACUCCCAAUUAUUUCGCUGUCCAGAGGGGUAUCUCUUCCAUGAUAUGGUGCGAAGGUGUCUGAAGGAGGACGAGGUCGAAUGUGACAAGACUCCGAAUUUGGGCAGGAUCUCGUUGGAGCCGGAGCCCAUUCAACUGCGAGAGGAGAACCUCGCCGGAUUCUUCAGCAGCUUCAGUUUCUUUAGGAGUCUUGGUGCUGGUCCUGUUGCAAUUCCGUUUGCUGGGCGGAGAUAGGAAUUCGAUUACGAGACGCCUCCCUAUCAUCUUUAAUAUAGGUCAGAAGACAUCUAACUACCCUGGCAUUGCCACUCCCUUAAAAUGCAGGUAGAGGCAGGAUUUUAAGGUACUCGCAUGAGUUUACGAGCUCUGCACUCCAUCCCUCUUAUGAUCUUCACAGGCAUUACAGAUGUUGUCCAACAGAAAUCAAAGCAAAUCACUUCACUUUGGCUCUUGAUCAGCUACAAUCCUUCACCAGAUAGAUGAACGAAUGGUCUUCCCUUUGUUACCUUCACACUGAAAGAGUUACCAAUCAAUUUCUCAUCCCUCCCUCAUCGUAUCAAGAACCAUUACAAACCAUUAAUACACAUUGCACGUCAAUUACCCGUCCAUCUGAAACCCUGUGCAGAUUGGAUCUUGCCAUACAAAUCAUCCUCACAUUUAAUCAUACAGUUCAAAUACAAACAUCAAAACCAG